GGUGGGCCUGCACAUGGCUGGGGUGGUGACGAAAUCGGUCCGUGCUUUGAUUGGCUGCGCGGUGUUCCGCGCGCGCUGAUAGGCCGAAGCGGAUACUUUGUCGUGUUUGCUCGCGCGCGGCGGACCGUUUGGAGGAGGCUGUUCGGGACCAGCCCCGCGCGUGGGGCCGCUGAAUCGCUGGCGACGUGCCCCUGCUCGCGGGCAGCCAGGAGAUGCCGGCACCGCCCUCCUGGGAGUUCCACCUGCCCCUGUCCCCGGGCGAUCUGCUCCGGAGCGGGGGCCCCGCGCAGUACGUGGUGCAGGAGGUCCUGCCCAUAGCCCAGGUUGCUGCGCAGCUGGCGGAAUUCCGGGGAGCAUUCCGGGUGCAGGGGCCUCUGGCCAUUCUGCAGCACUUCGACACCCUCUACAGUCUGCUCCAUCACUUCCGAUCUGUAAAUGCUGCAGUCAAGGAGGAUGCCCUGGAGCUCAUGACAAAAGUGGUAUCCCGUUACUCCAGUGACCUCUCCUCCAUCUUGGAUGAUCUUGAUCUGAGCCCUUCGGAACGCACCACUCACCUCAAUGCUCUUAAAAUGAACUGCUAUGUGCUGACUCACCUAGUAGAGGCCUUCGAGAUAGACUGCAAGAGUGGCUUGGCAGGGCUGGAUCCCAGUGGAAAGAACAAGAAGAAUCAUGCCACAGGCUCAGGCUUCUGCUGGGAAGAUGAGAGGCAGCCACUUAUACAGCUGCUGACACAACUGCUGCAACUGGAUCUCCGUCGACUGUGGUGUGGUUUGGUGGUGGAGGAGGAAUUCAUCAGCUUAGUGACUAGCAACUGUUACCGCAUUCUGGAGAAGCCCAGCAUCAGCCACCAAAAGCAUCGGGCCACACGGGAGGCAGUAAUGCAUUUGCUUGCUGUGGCUCUGACUCACUAUGACCACAUGCUCAGUGCAACUCUGAAGAUCACACAGAUGUUGCAGCACUUUGAACAUGUAGCCCCAGUAUUUGCAGGGGCUGUCAGCCUGUGGGCCACAGAGUAUGGCAUGAAGAGCAUGGUGGGAGAGCUGUUGAGGGAGAUUGGACAAAAGUGUCCCCAGGAUCUGGCUCGGGAUGCUUCCGGAGUGAAGGGCUAUGCUACCUUUCUCUCAGAACUAGCUGAACAAAUCCCAGCAAUAGUGCUGUCAAACAUGAGUGUCCUACUGCAUCACUUGGAUGGAGAGAGCUAUGUAAUGAGAAAUGCCAUCCUGACAGCCAUGGCAGAGAUGUUGCUGAAGGUGCUGAGUGGGGAUCAGCUAGAGGAAGCUGCAAGGGGUACACGGGACCAGUUUCUGGAUACGCUGCAGGCCCAUUUGUGUGAUGUCAACGGGUUUGUGCGCAGCCGUGUGCUGCAACUCUUCACCCGGAUUGUCCAGCAGAAGGCCUUGCCCUUGGCUCGGUUCCAGGCAGUGGUGUCUCUGGCUGUGGGCCGCCUCCAAGACAAAUCAGUACUUGUGGUUAAGAAUGCCAUCCAACUUCUGGCUGCAUUUCUGUCAAACAACCCCUUCUCCUGCAAGCUAAGCUGCACUGACCUGGCUGAGCCACUCAAGAAAGAGAUGCAGAAACUGCAAGAAAUGAGGGACGAACGUACAACAGCAGCUGCUGCACUAAUUACCCCAGAGGAGGAGUGGGAGGCCAUGCUGCCAGAGCUCAGGGCCACCAUACAUCAGCUCCUUCACGCGUUGCAAGGAGACGAGGAGGAAGAGGAGACGGCACUAGAGGUUGAGGAGACUGCACUGAGUACAGCUGAGCGCAUCAUCCAGUUGCUGAGGAAGCUAAACUACAAGGAUGCUAUCCGCCUAACACAGAGGGCCAUGUGCCACUUUGAUGGGGAGGAGCCCUUCACCAGCAGUUCAGUGUUGGAGAAUGACAAGGAAGCCAUGACCCUGGCCAUUCUGAGGACACUGUACACAGAUUUCCACCUGGAAAACGAUAUCCAACAGCUUUCGCAUAGCAAUGGAGAAGACCCUGUAAUAGAAGAGCAGCCACCCCCCGAGCUGGUCAAGCAGGAGAUGCUUGUGCAAUAUCUGCAAGAUGCACACAACUUCUCUAUGAAGAUCACUGAAGCCUUGAGCAUGGUCAGCAGGAUGAUGUAUGAAAGCUCUGUCUCUGUGGUGCAGGAGGCCAUUGAGUUCUUUGUGACAGUCUCGCAGUUCGGUGUUCCCCAGGCACUGCUUGGAGUUCGAAGGAUGCUUCCUCUUGUCUGGUCUAAGGAGCCAGGUAUCAGAGAAACUGUGCUAAGUGCCUACAGGAGGCUCUACUUAAGCCCCAGCGGGGACUCCGAAAGGGCCAGGGCCCAAAGCCUGGUGCAGUCUUUUUCCCUUCUCAUGGUAGAUGCAUCUCUAGGGACCAUUCAGUGCUUGGAGGAAAUAAUCUCCGAGUUUGUGCAGAAAGAUGAAAUAAAGCCAUCUGUGGUCCACCUGCUCUGGGAGCAGUUCACAGAGAAAGCGCAGCGGUCGUCACUGGAGCGCUGUGCUGCUGUCAUGCUGCUGGGGAUGAUGGCACGGGGAAAGCCAGAGAUUGUGGGUAGUAACCUGGAUGUUCUGGUGAAGACUGGGCUAGAUGAGAAGGUAAUUGAAGACUAUCGCCUCGCCCAAGAAGUGUGCAAUGCCAUCUCCAAGCUUGCCAAUAGCAACAAGCCAGCUGAGGGAAAGAACCUUGCUCCCUUUCGACUGCCACAGACGCACCUGCUGUUUGGAUGUCUGAGUGAGGCUGUGACCAAAGGCUUUGCCCAGCCAAGCACACUCUGGAUCCCCUUCACAGAGACAGCAGUGACCCUCACUUACCAGUUGGCAGAAGGGCCUGAGGAGAUAUGUGCCCAAAUCCUGCGGUGUUGUAUCCAGCAGGCUCUGGAGAAGCUUCAGGAGCCACCAGGGGUGGCAACAGAAGCAGGGACUUCUCCGAGCAGUGUCCUUGGCAGUACCAAAAUGCUCCCUUUCUUCCUGCUGCUACCCAAAGUGCUCCCGACCUGCCUGCUAACUCACCUGAGUUCCCUUAUGGGAAAUGUGGCCUUACAGCAGGUUGUGCAUCUGGAGCGGGCAGUGAGUGCAGAGCUCCGUAGGCGCCGUGUUCUUGGGGAGGAACAGGAGGCCAAGAAGCAUGUUGGCAACAGCAUCAAGGAGCAGAAUGCCAAGAACAUUGAGAAUGAGACUACUAUGGAGGAGGAUCUGGGCCUAGUUGGUGCCUCUGCUGAUGACACUGAGGCAGAACUCAUUCGCAGUAUCUGUGAGACAGAGCUGCUGGCUGGGAAACAGUUGCUCUCUGCCUUUGUUCCGCUGGUGCUGAAGAUCUGCAAUAAUCCAGGGAUCUACAAUGAUCCAGCACUCUCAGCUGCUGCAGCACUGGCCCUUGGUAAACUCUGCAUGAUCAGUGCCCAGUUCUGUGAGUCUCACUUGCGCCUCCUGUUCACCAUGAUGGAGAAAUCCACCCUCUCAGGUGUGAGAUCAAACCUCAUGAUUGCAGCAGGAGACCUAGCUAUCCGCUUCCCCAAUCUGGUAGAGCCUUGGACCCCCCAUCUGUAUGCCAGGCUGCGGGACCCCUGUCAAGGUGUCAGGCAGACAGCUGGGCUGGUGAUGACGCACCUGAUUCUCAAAGACAUGGUGAAAGUCAAGGGGCAAGUGAGCGAGAUGGCAGCUCUGCUCAUUGACCCUGAAGAGGAAAUUGUGGGUCUUGCUCGGAAUUUUUUCAGCGAACUUUCCAGUAAGGGUAAUGCCAUCUACAACUUGCUUCCGGAUAUUAUCAGCCGCCUCUCAGACCCAGACUGUGGUGUAGAAGAAGAAGCCUUCCGUACCAUUAUGAGACAGCUUUUCUCAUAUAUCACAAAGGAGAAGCAGACAGAGAGUCUGGUGGAGAAACUGUGCCAGCGAUUCCGGACUGCCAGAACAGAGCGUCAGUAUCGAGACCUUUCUCACUGUCUCACUUUGCUUCCUCUCUCUGAACGAGGCCUCCGCAAGAUGCAAGAUAAUUUUGAUUGUUUUGCUGACAAGCUUCACGACCUGGCUGUCUAUAACAGUUUCAUAGCUGCGCUGAACAGACUCCGCAGGUCGGUCACCAAACUGGAGACCAAGGCUCUGAUAGAAGAGAUGGAGCAGAAACUCCGUGCCUGCCACACCCGUGGUAUGGAUUCCACAGAGGUUCCCAGGGAGAUUCUCUGCCAGGAGGAAGGCAAGACCCCCCUACCGGGAAAGAAGAGUCAAGUAGCUGGCUCCUGUCGCCGCCGGCGCCGCCGCCCCAUGAGCAUAGCCAACAACGAUGCAGACUCUUCCUUUGUCACACCCGAGCCUCGUGUGCCCAGGCGUUGCCGGGGUACUGCGCCGCGCCGUGCAGCUAAGAAACCUACUGUCACCUUCUCUAGCGAUGAGGAGAACAGUCCUGAGGCCGGACUCUAUGCUGAAUUGACAGAUGAUGAAACACCAAGCAAGGUGACUCCCAUUGCCCGAGCUUCUGCCUGUCGUGAUCUGUGACAUGAUAUUUCAAUGUGUCUUAGCAAAUAAAACCAGUUUUAUUUUC
This is a messenger RNA of Pelodiscus sinensis (Chinese soft-shelled turtle), 4521 nucleotides long. RefSeq names its product non-SMC condensin I complex subunit D2 (gene NCAPD2). The record is from RefSeq and is a predicted model, not a curated record. Gene Ontology annotation, biological process: mitotic cell cycle; mitotic chromosome condensation; meiotic chromosome condensation. Gene Ontology annotation, molecular function: histone binding. NCBI's taxonomy places the organism in Eukaryota, Metazoa, Chordata, Testudines, Trionychidae. Gene Ontology annotation, cellular component: nucleus; condensed chromosome, centromeric region; condensin complex.